AAUAAACAUAAAUAACUUUUAGUCAACCUUAUUCAAACCAACUUAAUUUACUUAUUUUUAAUGCCCCAAUAACACUCAUAUAUUCUAACGCUCUUCUUAUUUCCGAUCAUAUCAUAGAAUCUCAAAUACAUUUCCUCUACCAUGCGCUAUCACCCUCUCCUCGACACCGCUCCUAGCAGCAUCGCCUCAACCAUUCUUAUUCUCCUUGGCAGCUUCCUCAGCCUCCUUGGCUGCUCAUUCAUCCUCUACAAGCUUUACAAGCUCAAAUACCAGGAUCUGUUCUCCUACUGGCACACCCGCCAUUACCUUAUUUGCAUCCUCGCUGUUACCAACCUCAUAAUGGCAUUGACUGCAUUGGUGUCCGCUGGAUUUUACCUGGUCUUUGGCCAAUUGGCAUCAAAGGCCGGGUGCACAAUAAGUGGGAUGGUCGAGUUCUGGUCACAGCAGGCUGUCGAGAUCUCCACAAUCAUCAUCGCACUCGCAGCCUUUGCUUCAGUGCACCACAGCAACCAAUGGAUGCGGCACCGGCACUGGAUCCAAACCAACAUUGCACCGAUAUUUGGUCUUAUUCUCUUCCUCCCACUAGUCACCACAGUGGCAUCGCAGAUCAUCUGGCGUUUCCGCUCGUCCGAGUUCGCCUACUGCUGGAUCCCGCGCUUCUCUCUUCACGCCCGCUGGCUCGCCACCGACGGCUGGCGCACACUCACCAUCCUGGGCCUCAUAUGCGCCUAUGUAAAAUUGGCCCGCACUUUAAGCAACAGGCGCAAUGGGCGCCCAAAGCUAAAGAUCUCGUGGCCGCUCGGCUCGCCUGGCGAGAAGGAUCGGGGAAGGGGCGAGUGCAUUGAUAGUGCCGGCGCGUCAAGAGUUGCUGGUGAUAAGAAUGACCAAAGGGGGCUAUUCAGCCAGUCAAUGUUCAACAUGCAUCGGUGGGCGAGAUCCGUUGUUUCGAGGCAUCCCGAGGACAGCAGCACCGCGCGGCAGCAGCAUGAGGAGGAGGCAGGUAUCCGCCAAAUGAGCAGCAGAAGCACUGGUGGCGGCGGGUUCUCGCGCACAUAUGAGCAGUUCAAGCGGUCGCUAGGCAGCACUUUCACGCGGCACAUCCACACGGACAUUCCCAGCCCAACCAUCCCGCCGAGCAUCUUUGAUUCGAUCGGCAGCAAACCAGCCACAAGCAGAGGCCAUCCGGCAGCCUCUACGUGCAACUUUUGCUCAUCUUCAGGUCCUUCAUUGUGCCGGUCGCGCAAGGAGUCCACCACAACAGCGGCUGGUGGCGAGCGCGGUCUGCGCCACUGGUACUCUGCACUCUCCCACCUCCUACUCCACAACCACAACCACCACCAGCAUGAGCAGCAGGGGCCCGGUAGACCGUCGGUGCCCCGUCCGUAUGCUCUGCGCCGGUCGCACACUGCGCCAGUGCAGACUGCCGACGAAAUGGGCUUUUCCGCUCGCAGCCCGCAGGUUGAUUCGCCGAUCUACCCCGGAUCAACCGUCAUGGAGUCUCCCGGCGUGUUCCCCAGCGCAGACUACAACUCCAAACAUCACCAGCAGAACAAUCUUACUUUGUGUCCGACUGAUCCACGCGACCAAGUGCCGCGCAUUCUCCAGCCCAAAACCCACCACCUUGCGCGGGCAGGCGCCCCCAACCACCACCAUUACUUGUCGGACAAGAUCCAGGAGAUGUUCGGCUCGGCGACGCUCGAGGUGCCGACGCCGGCCAUCCACCGCGUCAGCAUCCACCGCCACCAGCCCUCUGCAGUGCAGGCUGCCGAAGGCGAAGGGUACUGGGCGGAAACUGUCGAAAAGUACCGCUCUGACAGAUCCCCCACUAGCACCUCCUCGUCUGCACCCAACCCGGCUCUGUUCCCCAGUGUUUCCCGGCUUUACGUCUACCCGCUCGCCUACAUUAUCCUCUGGCUGCCAUCCAUUGUUUAUUAUAUUAUGUCUACGUACAUCUACUACCAGGCAUUCCAGGCGCCAGAGCUCGAUAAUCACACCGGUGGGCUGGUGCUGGGCAAGAGGGAGAUGGUGAGCUUUGGCGAGUUGCCUGGGAAGUGGUCCGAGGGGAAUAUGAGCAGGGCAUGGCCGUAUUUGGCCCAUGCCACCAAGGGCGUCAGGGGCAGCCAGGCACUUGGAUGGCUAGCUGUUGUCCAGGCGCUGCAUAUGCUUGGCGGCCUUGUUAAUGCGAUUUUGUUUUGGAUUACUGAGCAAGAUUAAAUAAAUGAAACUGUUUUUACA
Messenger RNA from Kickxella alabastrina, 2235 nucleotides. RefSeq lists its product as uncharacterized. Gene Ontology annotation, cellular component: plasma membrane. NCBI's taxonomy places the organism in Eukaryota, Fungi, Kickxellomycota, Kickxellomycetes, Kickxellales, Kickxellaceae. The transcript has 2 exons. Gene Ontology annotation, biological process: adenylate cyclase-activating G protein-coupled receptor signaling pathway. The record is from RefSeq and is a predicted model, not a curated record. Bases 142 to 2214 code for a protein of 690 amino acids. Gene Ontology annotation, molecular function: G protein-coupled receptor activity.